This is a messenger RNA of Ziziphus jujuba (common jujube), 3349 nucleotides long. Its product is annotated as anaphase-promoting complex subunit 5. The record is from RefSeq and is a predicted model, not a curated record. Gene Ontology annotation, cellular component: anaphase-promoting complex. The transcript is spliced from 20 exons. Lineage: Eukaryota; Viridiplantae; Streptophyta; Magnoliopsida; Rosales; Rhamnaceae. Gene Ontology annotation, biological process: positive regulation of mitotic metaphase/anaphase transition; protein K11-linked ubiquitination; anaphase-promoting complex-dependent catabolic process. The coding region runs from base 446 to 3211 and encodes 921 amino acids.
UUUUUAUUUUAUUUUUAUUUUUUGACUUGGCGAAAUUGUGUUUGCUUUAAUACUCUCGUUCGCAUUUUCUCAGCUUCCAAUCAAGUUGAUCUUGUACCGUUAAAAUUAUGCUCCACCAUUUGAUCCCCAAACUGAAAUAACCAUAAAAUUUGUUUUUUUUUUUUUUUUUUGGCCUUUUUAUAAAAAAAUAUAUUUUUUUAAAUUUUUGUUUGAGUUGAAAAAAUUGAUCAUAUUUGGAGGCUUUGCUUUAUAAUUUUUUCCCGGUUCUUUUAUUUGAAGAUUCAUUACAUAUCCAAAACCCUCAAAACCCUAGAAGAGGAACUACUUCCAAUGCAAGCACUGAACUAAAACCCUAAUCGGCGACCUGUUAGCUCCGAUCGAUCAUCGGCCGGCCGGCAGGCAAACCACGAAAGCUAAAACCGGAGAGAGAUUCGAAGAGCGACAAAUGGCAGGGGUUCUGAAACCACCAGGAGCAUUUGCAGUGACACCGCACAAAGUCUCAGUCUGCAUUCUGCUUCAGAUCUACGCACCGGCUGCUCAUAUCUCAGUUCCUUUCCCUUUCUCUUCCGUCGCUCAGCACAACCGUCUCGGAUUGUUCUUGUUGGCUCUCACUAAGGCAUGUGAUGAUAUUUUCGAGCCAAAACUAGAGGAACUAAUCAGUCAACUGAGGGAAAUUGGCGGCUUAUUGCAUCAUUGGUUAACUGAUCAUUUAACAAAUAAGCUAUCAACUCUAUCUUCACCCGAUGAUUUGUUUAACUUCUUCAGUGAUAUGCGAGGAAUCCUUGGGGGCACUGAUUCAGGUGUUGUGGAAGAUGAUCAGGUUAUUUUGGACCCAAGUAGCAAUCUGGGGAUGUUUCUACGGCGUUGUGUUCUUGCCUUUAAUCUAUUAUCAUUUGAGGGUGUGUGCCAUCUUUUGACAAAUUUAGGGAUCUAUUGCAAAGAAGCCCUCUCAAAUUGUCCUCCUUAUGAAGCUCAACAUUUAGACGAUUCUAGUAAUGACUUGGAAGUGCUUUCACAAUAUGAAAACAUGGAUCUGGAGAAUUUUGUUUUUGAGAAGGUCACUGAAGAGAUUGAAGCUAGGGAAAGGGCCAGUAAAAGAGUUCCUUUUCAUCUUCAUGUGCCCAAAGCCCUGUGUGGUCUGGUUGAAGAUAUUGAGGUUCUUGUUGACCCUAAAUCCAAACACGGUGACAAAGGCAGAGAAGUUUGUCAGUAUACACAUUCUACAAGCGAUGCAUUAAGAGAUAUUGAUCCUAAUGGUGGUAUGUUUCUCCGCACAAACUGGCAGAUACAAGGAUUUCUACAUGAGCAAGCUAAUGCGAUUGAAAGGCAUGGAGGUUCUUACUCUUUCAAUGCUUUUGAACUUAUUAUGAAGCAGCUUCAGAAAUAUGCACCUGAGCUACAUCGUGUUCACUACCUGCGUUACUUGAAUAGCCUUUAUCAUGAUGAUUAUUUUGCUGCAUUAGAGAAUCUUCACUGCUACUUUGAUUACAGUGCAGGGAUCGAAGGAUUUGAUUAUGUUCCUCCUUCAUCUGGUUGCAACAGUCUAGGAAGAUAUGAAAUUGCUUUGUUGUGUUUGGGGAUGAUGCAUUUCCACUAUGGGUACCCAAAGCAAGCUUUGGAGGUUUUGACUGAAGCAGUUCAUGUUUCUCAACAGCAAAGUAAUGAUACCUGUCUCGCAUACACAUUAGCAGCUAUCUGCAACUUGUUGUCUGAAACUGGUAUCUCAAGUACAACCGGAAUACUGGGAUCAUCACUAUCACCUUUUACCAGUAUAGGCAUUUCACUGUCUGUUCAGCAACAAUUGUUUGUGCUUUUGAGAGGUUCUUUGAAACGAGCAGAAAAUUUGAAGUUAAAGCGAUUAGUGGCUUCCAGUCAUCUUGCAAUGGCUAGAUUUGAUUUGACUCAUGUGCAAAGACCUCUGCUAUCAUUUGGUCCCAAAGCUUCCAUGAAACUAAGAACAUCCCCAAUUAAUGUUUGCAAGGAACUAAGAUUGAGUUCUCAGUUGAUUAGUGAGUUUUGCACUGAAACUUCUGCAAUGACAAAUGAGGGUGAUUUUAGUACUGCAUGGCUUAAGAAUUUACAUAAACCUAUGGGUUCACAAGUAUUAUCUGAAGAAAGUGGAUCCGGAAGUUUUAAUGUUUUCCAAUGCUGUGCACAACCAAGUUCAAUUCCUGGGUCCGUGUUGCAAUUAGUUGGUUCUUCAUACUUGGUCCGUGCCACUGCAUGGGAGAUAUAUGGCAGUUCCUCUCUUGCUAAAACAAAUGCGCUCGUUUAUGCAACUUGCUUUUCUGAUGUUUCAAGUACCUCUGAUGCAGCAUUAGCAUAUGUGAAGCUUAUCCAACAUCUAGCGGUUUUUAAAGGAUACAAAGAGGCUUUUGCUGCUCUUAAAAUAGCUGAGGAGAAGUUUUUAACUGUAUCAAAGUCACGAAUUUUACUACUAAAACUGCAGCUUCUUCAUGAGCGUGCUUUACACCGAGGACAUCUGAAGCUUGCUCAACAAGUAUGUGAUGAGCUUGGAGUUCUGGCCUCAUCUGUUACUGGUGUGGACAUGGAACUGAAGACAGAAGCAAGCCUUCGUCGUGCUCGUACAUUGCUUGCAGCAAACCAGUUUAGUGAGGCAGCAGCAGUUUCACACUCCCUCUUUUGCAUGUGCUACAAGUUCAAUCUGCAAGUUGAGAAUGCAACCACACUUCUUUUGCUUGCAGAAAUUCACAAGAAAUCAGGCAAUGCUGUUUUAGGUCUUCCAUAUGCAUUGGCAAGCCUCUCAUUUUGCCAGUCAUUUAACUUAGAUCUUCUCAAAGCAUCUGCCACACUCACACUAGCUGAGUUAUGGCUCUCACUUGGAUCAAGUCAUGCAAAGAGGGCAUUGGCCCUCAUACAUGGGGCUUUUCCAAUGAUUCUUGGUCAUGGAGGACUGGAACUCCGUGCUCGUGCCCAUAUUGUCGAAGCAAAAUGCUAUCUAUCUGAUCCAAACUUUUCAGUUUCUGAGAAUUCUGAUGUUGUACUGGAUCCUCUAACUCAAGCUUCUGAUGAACUGCAAGUUCUGGAGUAUCACGAGUUGGCAGCUGAAGCUUUCUAUUUAAUGGCAAUUGUAUUUGACAAACUGGGGAGACUAGACGACAGGGAAGAAGCUGCAGCUUCAUUCAAAAGGCACAUACUGGCCCUCGAAAAUUUUCAGGAUGAGGAAGAUCCUCUUGUCAAUAUGUUGUAAAAUUGUUAUAGCUGUGUAUAUGCAUAUUCAACUUAUAGUUUACCCAAAAUGGUUUUUUUUAUUUAUUUUAUUUUAUUAUUAUUACUAUUAUUUUAAGUCCCUUGUAAAAUAUAUGUAAACAUAGCAGUUUCAUUUUCA